AUGCAACCAAGAACACGAAUUCCCGAGUUUGCAGAAUUAGAAAACUAUAAAAAUCUUGGGCUAUUGACCCAGAUGCAACUCGAUUUACUCUAUCGAAGAGUAAAUGGCGAGUCUUAUCAACAAAUACGGAAUGUUUACUCAAUUUCAAAGACGACAGUAGCACGCGCAAUCAUGCGCACUGCUACUUGUCGUUCAUGGACAAAAGGUCAGUCAGGGGGUGGUAUGACCCUUUUGUCACUACCAGAUGAAAUGCAGUUCAAAAAACUUGUUCAAGAGAUGGCAGACGACUUGAACUGUAUUACAACAUCAAUGGCCAUUGCUGUCUGUACGGAAUUACAAAAUAGGAGAUUAAAAUUUGCGGCGCGGGUACUAAUCGCUGCAAGAUGCCCGCAUCUUCUAGCGAAGCUCGAUGAUUACUGCCCAUCGCCAUCCCAUGGCUGGCUUAAUCAUAUCGCCACAAGAUUGUCAAUUCGGAUUGUGAGCUCCCAAACUAUUGAUAUGCUCCGACCCUCUACCUGUGACGCAAACCAUAUUCGCCAAUUUUUCCUCUCCAAGCAUAGAUACUUUGCCCGCAGGAAGAAGUUUAUUGCGAAUAUGGACGAGACAAUGCUCUAUUCCAAACGUCGCUAUAAAGUUCUUACUGCUGGCCGGAAUCGCCCAGUUCGCGCUGAAAAGUCUCAGCUUCCACAUCUUACAGGGGUCUGUACCAUCUUUGCAGAUGGUACAACUAUGAAGCCAAUGGUGAUACUUCCACAAAAGAAGACCCUUGAUGCGGAAUUGGAAGAUCUGGACGCCUUUUUUGUUCGCUCCGAGAGUGGAUGGAUGAACAAAUACCUUUUUAUGGUAUACUGUAUCAUGUUCAUCUGCAAAGUACAGGAGAAAAGGUCUCAAAUGAAUGUGUUUGAUGCCCAGGUACCUUUUCUCCUAAUUGUAGAUGGUCAUCCAUCCAGGCUCUCUUUCUUGGCCGUUCGCCUCUUGAGCGCCUUCAAUAUCGAGCUUCUUGUUCUCCCAGGCCAUACAUCUCAUAUCUUACAACCUCUUGAUGUUGGGAUUUUUUCUCUCUUGAAGGCCCAAUUCAAGAAGUUGUUUGAUAUGGCGACUAUCCGGUACGAUCAGCAAGGGCAUAUGGUGAUCAAUUAUGUAUGGAACGCCAGAGAACUGCGCUAUAUCAUGGUUCGCAGCUUCCUUGAUGCAUGUAGUGUGUCUUGCACAGCUACAAACAUCGAAAAUGCUUUUAAAGCAACAGGAAUCUAUCCAUUGGAUAUGAACAAACCUCUUGCUUCCAGAUACAUUGUAGCAAAUGGAGUUCCUCCUGCAAGGCCCAAUUUUGUCAACGACAAAGUCCUUACAGAUCCAAAUGUGAUGAUGCAAGUCUUCCAAAUGGAAUAUGGACGCCCCAUGCAGCAACAGGAUUGGUAUUUCAAUCUGUUUGUGGUUAUGCAAUCUGUUUUGGCCUGGAAUGGAGCAUAUGGCCAGGUUCUUAGUCGUGAGUUACAUCUCCUUUAUCCUACUGCAGGUGGAUUUCAAAAAAUACAAUUAAAAUGA
This is a messenger RNA of Trichomonas vaginalis G3, 1545 nucleotides long. Its product is annotated as DDE endonuclease family. The coding region runs from base 1 to 1545 and encodes 514 amino acids. Lineage: Eukaryota; Parabasalia; Trichomonadida; Trichomonadidae. Gene Ontology annotation, molecular function: DNA binding. The transcript has a single exon. The record is from RefSeq and is a predicted model, not a curated record. Gene Ontology annotation, cellular component: nucleus.